This is a messenger RNA of Phytophthora sojae, 381 nucleotides long. RefSeq lists its product as hypothetical. Lineage: Eukaryota; Oomycota; Peronosporomycetes; Peronosporales; Peronosporaceae. The transcript has a single exon. The annotation marks the transcript as partial. The record is from RefSeq and is a predicted model, not a curated record.
AGAUACCUCGAUACGCAGUGGUGGCCCCACAAGAAGAAGUUCGUGAGAUGCUGGACGGAUAAAUUCAGCCACUUCGGCUGCCGACAUACCUCCACUGUUGAAGGAACGCACGCAACAAUGAAGGGGUGGCUCGAGAAUUCUCGAGGGGACUUGCUGAAGGUUUUUCAGGACCUGAUUCCAUGGUGGCUUACAGCGGCAUCAAGAAACAGUCUUCAGGCGGCGAAUGACGCCGGACGGAUUCCAAUUGUAUUACGGGGGGUUGAACGAUAUUCUACAAUCGUCAAAAUAAUCAGUGUCUGGGCAAUCACGGAGACGAACGCCUUAUGGGCGAAGGUUCAUAAAAUUGUUGUUCAUGGGCUAGAAAGAAGUACGUGCGCGGGG